CGUAGAUAUUCGCGCGCGUGAAACGUUUCUACUCUUCAACAAAAUCAACAAAACUAUCCUGAUUGUUUAUAUUUUUGUUUGAUUUUAAGUGACAAGUGAACCGGUUUAAUUUUAUUUCGUUUUCGGCCAGUUUUCACAUUGCAUAAGUCAUAACAAUUGUUCAAAAUCAUUGUUUUAAUUAUUAAAUUAAUUAAUAGUAAAUCUCACAGUAUUAACCAACUGAACAGUUAAUAUUCAUGUGAACAAAUCGCUAUAUUAAAAUAUAAUGGUGUGAAAACUACAAGAGUACAAGUAAUAAAAUCGUUUAAAUCCAGUAAUAACAUGGCGGAAGUUGAAGAUAAGAAAAAUGUGCCGGAGACGGUCGAAGAAACACUCCCAAAGGAAGAAAAAGAAAUCAAAAACAUCGACACGAUUUCCACAAAAUUGUCCACGGAUCAACUGAUAUGCAAAAGUCCGCAGGAAUCCCCGAACGCUUCGGUCAAAUCCCUGAAAGAAAACACGAAGAAACCGCCAGGGAAAUUUCAAUUCAACGGACUCCUAUACUUGGGAAUAUUGCAAAUCAUUUUCGGGAUUUUCAUGAUGGUCUUCGGCAUUUUAGUCAUAACGCAUCAGGCCAGCCUAAGUCAGUUUGGAGCAGGAAUUUGGGGCGGUUGCCUUGCUAUGGCAACGGGAAUCGCCGGAGUAUUCGCCUCUGCCAAAACCCUCUGCCCGUUGAAGAGCACGGCCCAAACGGUCGCCCGAACCGUCUACCUAGCAUUGAGUCUCAUCAGCUUGGCUAUAUCCCAGUUGGUGGUCGUGAUCGCAGCUACUGGAGUCGCCCGAGAUAUCAACUCUACGGAAUCCGACGACAAGCCACACGUUUACGCUCCCAUCACCGAAGACUACUCGAUAGAACUGCCCGCAAACUACCACACCAUAAUGGCGAACUUGGGCCUCCUGACGGUGGCUGCGAUCGAUUGCAUUUGUGCGGCGUUCGCGUCCUACAAAAGCGCAAGAGAUGUUUGUCCGUGCUUUAGGAACCAGGACGAGAGUUACAGGGACUUCAACAUGCAACACAGCCACGCACUGGUCAACUCCUGGUUGGGGAACCAUGGAACGGGUAAACAGCCGCAGUUUUACGUCGUCGCGGCGCCUCCUUCCACACUAGGAAACGUGAGCAAGAUGUCCGGCCACUGCACUCCGGUCUUUGCGAUUCCUUCUCCAAUGGUACAGCCGCAACUAAUCGGCUAUCCUUUGAUACCAGCGCCGCUUGGUCCUGUACCCUCACCAAUUAUCCCGCCCCCAAACCGACGCGAAAUGAUGUACAAACUACAAAAGAAAUACAGAAUGAGAGCCAAGACAUCAAGCAGAGAACACACUCCGAAAAGAUCCCGAUCCAGGUCUAAAUCAAAAUCGAGGGAACGUGAAGUAACGGAAAGGGAUGUGGCAAGUACUUACACUGGAUUGGACCGAACAAUUGCGGAAGAAUUUAUAGAUAUUUUGGAUUCGAAGAACAACAGCACUUGCAGCAGCGAUUACAGUUGCACGAGCAGCUGUCAAAGUCCAAGUAACGAGUGUUGUAAUACCAACAGUGAUGCUGCAUCCAGGGAUUAUCUGGUUAAUAAAAUUUAGUUGGGAUCCAGAGCUGACCUAUGAAAAUUACAAGUACAUGAUGUAUAUUUAAUGUAAAUAUAAACAUUAGAAUUUAUAAGACUGUAUCUAACAAGGUUCUUGUAAUAAUAGAGAUAUAAACUAUUCCUUGUUCUAAUAUCACUUCUCUCGCAUAGUUAGUUUGGAAUACUUGUUACCAGAGAAGUUUUAUACAAUAUUAUGAAUAACUGAUUUAAGUGUUACCUAAUGGAGUUAAUUUUCUGUUUUAUAUAAAAAUAUCGGAAAUACUUAGGAGAAGAUAAAUCAAUACUAACAUUAAUUGUAAGAAUGAAUGUGAUUUAUUUGGUACUAUAUUGUAUAUAAGAAAUUAAAUAAAGAAUAUAAUA
Molecule: messenger RNA, 1976 nt
Organism: Aethina tumida (small hive beetle)
Lineage: Eukaryota; Metazoa; Arthropoda; Insecta; Coleoptera; Nitidulidae
Exons: 5
Coding region: 322-1611 (429 amino acids)
Cellular component (GO): membrane
Source: RefSeq, a predicted model, not a curated record